This is a messenger RNA of Echinostoma caproni, 312 nucleotides long. NCBI's taxonomy places the organism in Eukaryota, Metazoa, Platyhelminthes, Trematoda, Plagiorchiida, Echinostomatidae. The record is from the annotation of a GenBank genome assembly.
AUGAUGGAUAAUUUAGAUUUGCAUCAUGAAAUUGAACGACUCUGCGCUGAAUUGCGCGAAGCCAACGAUUCAAUCGCGCGUAAACAAGUGGAAAUAAUGGCUACUGAGACUAAAUAUCGUGAAGACAAUGAACGAAUGUCUACGGAGCUGGGCAAACUAAGAGAACGCUAUGAACGAUUAUUAUCUAAUCAUCAGAAUCUUAGCAAAUUAAAUCACGAACUGGAAGCGAAGUUAUUGCAAACGGUAAGUCAUUGUUUGUUGGUUCCGCUUAUUCUUUCUUUCUCAACUCCCUAUAUGUGCGUGCUCGCAUAG